Messenger RNA from Owenia fusiformis, 3027 nucleotides. The record is from the annotation of a GenBank genome assembly. Lineage: Eukaryota; Metazoa; Annelida; Polychaeta; Sabellida; Oweniidae.
AUAAGUGCAUAGAAUGACAGAUUAUGCCAACAUCAAGCCAUGAAAAAGCCAGGGGAUUAGAAGUUUGUCUCUAUUGACCAAUAUGAUUUGAUGCAGUGCACCAUAUGUUGAUUCUGUAGAUACAGUAGAGCUCCCAGGUGUCUUACGUGAAAUUCAUACCAAGAAUCUGAGGCUGAAUUUGAUUGAAGUUGUGAGCAGUUCCUUCCUUUGAUUAUAGCGGAUCAGUAUGAGUUUGGUGGCGACUUGAACUUUGAUUUCACCAAAGUAGAUCCCUCCUUAUGGGGGGAGCUAGAACAAUGGAGAAAGGACAACACGGGCCCAAACAUAGACGCCCCGACAACAAAACAAACAACAACAAUGCAACAUGAAGUAGAAAAGUCUGUUAACAACCAUAUGAAUACCAUCAAUAUGGCUGCCCUUGGGGCACAGAAACAGCAAAAGGCAAACUUAGCAGAUUACGGAGAGGGAAUGGAAGAGGAUGAUUAUACAUCUGAAAUACAAGAUGACUCUAAGAAAGGAGGAAACAAGCAAAAUCACAGUGAAAUUGAGAAGCGUCGACGUGACAAAAUGAAUGGUUACAUCACUGAGCUGUCGAAUAUGAUCCCAAUGUGCAAUGCCAUGGACCGUAAACUAGACAAAUUAACGGUUUUGCGGAUGGCUGUUCAACACAUGAAAAGCAUACGAGGUGCAAUUUCUCCCUUCACUGAAGUAAGUCAAAAACCUGCUUUCCUCUCGGAUGAUGAACUUCAACAUUUAAUUCUCAAGGCUGCUGAAGGAUUUCUAUUUGUUGUUAGCUGUGACAGGGGAAAAUUCUUAUAUGCAUCAGAAUCUGUCAAGAAUAUAUUAUACUAUAAUCAGACUGAUUUGAUUGGUCAAAGUUUGUUUGAUAUCAUUCAUCCGAAGGAUAUUUCCACCAUCAAAGAACAAUUGACCUCCUCUGAUGUCUCUCCUAGAGAUAGAUUCAUAGAUGCAAAAACCAUGAUGCCUGUUAAAACAGAGGUACCCCAGGACCAGUCACGCUUAUGCUCUGGGGCACGGCGAUCAUUCAUUUGUCGAAUGCGCUGCGCUGCAAAGGAGUCAUCUCUUGUAAAAACAGAAAGUGAGCCUGAUUUAGAUAAUGAUAUUGCCACAAAAAGGCGGAAAGAUAGGAAAACUUAUGUAGCAAUUCACUGUACUGGAUAUUUGAAGUCAUGGCCCCCUGCAAAGAGAAACCUUGUAGUGGAUAAUGAAUAUGAUAAUGACUGUAACCUAAGUUGUUUAGUAGCUGUGGGUCAGUUGCAACAACAAUAUGACCCCCAGGCGUGGUCUGAGAAUCCAAGGAUAAAGACACGCCCUGUGGAGUUUAUGUCUAGGCAUGCUGUAGAUGGAAAAUUUAUGUAUGUCGAUCAGAGAGCCACUACUAUGACAGGAUAUCUACCACAAGAGCUAUUGGGUACUUCAGUGUAUGAGCACUAUCACAAUGAUGAUCUCGUCCACUUAGCUGACUUUCAUAAGAGAGUUCUUCUAAAUAAAGACCAGAAACUUGAAACCAAUACAUACAGGUUUAAAACUAAGUCUGGGACUUUUCUACAUUUAAAAACAAAAGCAUUUAGUUUCCGGAAUCCAUGGACCAAGGAGCAUGAAUUCAUAUCUGCUAUAAACACAAUGGUGCCCAUACAAGAAGUUACAUGUAGUAGUUCGGGGCUCAUAGACUCUCCACUGCUGCCUAUUCCAGAUGAGGACAGGGAUAUUGACUGUCAAGCAAAAAAUCAACAAAAUCCCGAAACAGUAUUAUCAAAGAAAUACGUCAUUCAUUUCCCAGACCUCAUGGGCUCAAUGAAGCCAGGUGCUGGGAAAAUAGGACGCAAUAUUGCUGAUGAAGUAUUAGAAAUGCAGCAUGUCAACACAAAAGAAGAUGCUCAAUCUGCCCACUCUAAGCUUUGGCAUAUGUACAAGUCAGAGGCACGGAAAAUGCACAUAGCUCAAUGGGCCAUGAAAACGUCACGGCAUGGCAAUCAAGAGUAUAGGGGCAUGCCUCAACCCACCUACUCUACGAGUGGAAACGAAAGCUCAGCAUCAACAGUUAUUCAUGGAACUGAUAGAGAACCUGAUAAUGGCUUAGUGACAACCACUCAGAAUGGCUUCACUAACAUAACCAUGUCUAGUCCAGUGUCUGUAGAUGCAUCAAAUGCGUCAAAUGUGGCUGAAACUGAUGAAGCCUUGUCUGGCUUUAGUGAAGGAAAUGAUGAAGCUGCUAUGGCAGUUAUAAUGAGUUUAUUAGAGGCAGAUGCUGGAUUAGGAGGCCCAGUGGAUUUCAACGAUUUGCCAUGGCCACUCUGAAUAGUUUACAUCUACUGUAUUAUACUGAAUAAACAUAAUAUCCUCAGUCAAAUGGCCAGUUUAAUAGCUUUGAAAUGAGAAUUCAAAUGACAAAGGGAACAGCAAUAUUUCUUCAGGUCACAUGAACUGUCACAUGACCAUUUGCCUGGACUGGUUGGCACAACCUCAUUGGUCCGUUAUUUCAAAGGAUUAAAUUUUAUGAAAAUGCAUAUCAUCACAUUCCAGAUCAUUCUAUGGCCUUUAGACCACUCGAACAGUCAGAAUCGCUGAUACAUGAUGCACUGUGGGCCUCUAUUUACAACAUUAGAAACAUCCUAUUUAUAUGGACCAUUCCUUAAGUUACAUGCCAGUAGUAUUUUAUGUUGGGUCUCUUUUCUAUGUCCGAGCUGAAGCUGAAGAACUUUACAAAAUGAGACUUAAUAUAUUAGCAUGAACAUGCACAUGUAUGAACUAUUUAAGAUUUAUACAUUUUCAUGGCCAAUAACCAGUCACAUGAGGAUAUUUUGACGAUAUCAUUCCCUUGUUAUAUUUACAUCGGGAUUUCAAUAAAUACAAAAUGUUCACUAAAAAGGGCUUUGUAUAAAAAAAAACUGAUACCGCGUACGUAUGUGAGGCAUGAUACAGUCUUUGAAGCCUUCAAUUUUUAAAAUAUUAAGAUUAUUUAAUCUCCGUCUAUGCUGAAUUGUAGAUCCAUUAAUACACCUGUAG